AUGGCGGCAGCGCUUGAUCAACCCCUUUUCGAGUCGAUCGCGGGCGGUCCUGCGACCGACGCAACCUCAAUCACGCCGCCGCAGAGCGUCAACGGCAAGAAGGACAUCCCCGACGGCGUCUCAUCAGAGCUGUCUGAUCUUGAGCUCGACCCGAAUGCUCCCGGCGCCCAGGAUAUACCAUCGGUGGAGGCCGACGAGGACGAAAUCGAGCCGGACCAUUAUUAUGGCGGCGGCAAGAUCCCGGUGUUCAAGCCGACCAUGGACCAGUUCCGCGAUUUCCAAUCGUUCAUCAACAAGGUUGACGAAUAUGGCAUGAGGUCCGGAAUCGUCAAAGUUAUCCCCCCCAAAGAAUGGACCGAUGCUCUACCGCCCCUGGAUGACGCCGUUCGGAACAUCCGUGUGAAGAACCCGAUCAUGCAGGAAUUCCACGGCUCGCACGGAACCUACACACAAGCCAACAUCGAGCGACAGCGAUCGUACAACCUCCCUCAGUGGAAGGCGUUGUGCGAAGAGAGCAGCCAUCAGCCGCCCGCCCGGCGAGGUGAAAGGCGCAAAAACCAGGAGCGGACCAGUCGGGCCCCGCCUGUUCCCCGAGCUCAGUCUGUCCGAUCGGAUUCCCAGAAACGCCGUGCUGGCCCCGGUCGCCCGCCCAAACGGACCAACCAGUUGAAGAUCAAAGAAGAGCCGCAGGCGGAUGAAGGCUUGGACAAGGUGAAACCCGAAGGCCCGCCGACCCCUGUGUCACCCGAAUCGAACCCGGUGGAAGCGAAGACGGAAGAUCUGAGCGACGGCGAAUCGUUACCCGGCCCGAAACCCAAAGGACGACAGCCCAAGUCGUCGGUCACCUCCCGAAGGAAACACAACAAGGGCGAUGCGAUCGACUACGUGGACGAAGAGGCUUUCAGAGAUUUCGACUACCGCAUCCACGACAAUGACGAGUACACUGCCGAACGAUGCGAGGAACUCGAAACGGCCUACUGGAAGUCACUCAUGUUCAACAACCCCUUGUACGGCGCGGACAUGCCCGGCUCCUUGUUCGAUGAUGAUAUCACGACCUCGUGGAACGUCGCCCGUUUGCCGAACCUGCUCGACGUCAUCGGACAGAAGGUGCCGGGUGUUAAUACGGCAUACCUCUACCUGGGCAUGUGGAAAGCUACGUUCUCGUGGCACCUGGAAGACAUGGAUCUCUACAGCAUCAACUACAUCCACUUUGGUGCACCGAAACAGUGGUACAGCAUCUCCCAAGAGGAUGCUCCUCGUUUCGAACAGGCCAUGAAGAGUAUCUGGACCAGCGAUGCCAAGAGCUGUGACCAAUUCCUCCGCCACAAGACCUACCUGGUGUCCCCUAAUCUGCUCAAGUCCCAGUACGGGAUUACGGUGAACAAGUUGGUGCACUACGAGGGUGAAUUUGUCAUCACAUACCCGUACGGGUACCAUUCCGGCUACAACCUGGGGUACAACUGCGCCGAGUCGGUUAACUUCGCAACCGAGAAGUGGCUGGACUACGGGCGGGUUGCGAAGAAGUGCAACUGCGAGUCGGAUAGCGUCUGGAUCGACGUGGAUGAGAUCGAACGGAAGUUGCGGGGCGAGGCCACCCCCGAGUACUUCGGCGAAUAUGAGAGUGACCUGGACGAGGUCGAAGGCGCCUCCGAUCUUCUGACCCCGCCACGCAGUGUGCCAGAAAAGUCGUCUACCCGUGGCCGCAAACGCAAAACUGUCGGCGAGACAACCAAGGCGAAACGCAUGCGGGUCAACAUGGAAGUCCCGCGAAAGAUCCCCUGCGUUCUGUGUCCGAACAAUCUGGACUACGAGGACCUCCUGCCCACGGAAGAUGGCAAAUCCCACGCGCACCGCCGCUGUGCCCUGUAUACCGAGGAGACCACCAUCCUCCGCGACGAGACGGGCAAGGAGGUGGUGUGCGAUGUGGACAAGAUCCCCAAGGCCCGCAUGGGCCUCAAGUGUCUCUUCUGCCGCGAGGUGCGCGGGGCGUGCUUCCAGUGCAACUUUGGCAAAUGUACGCGGUCCUACCACGCGACGUGUGCGCUGCUCGCGGGCGUGCAGGUGGAACAGGGCCUGGUGGGCGUGAUUGCGGACGACGGGAACCAGUACUCGAUCCCCAGUGUGGAUCUCAAGUGCAAGUACCAUCGGCAGAAGAAGCCGUCGUGGCUGGCGAGCACCGAGACGCCGGAUUUCGACCGCAAGCUGAUCCAGACGGCGCGGGGCCUGGUGGCGGGGGAUCUGGUGCAAUUCCAGGCGGACAAGGAGAUCAAUGGGGCCAUCGUGCUCCAGAACCGGCCCGAGGAGCGGGCGCUGCUGGUCAAGGUGCUGCCACGCGGGGACGUAAUCGAGUUACCGUACCGGUGGACGCUGGUUGUCCGGCGGAGCAACUUCUCACCGCUGGCUCCAGGCACCAGGCCACUGCCCGCCCACUUAGCCCGGAAGCCCGAGGCCCGGAAAGAGCUGGAAUCGGCGGUGCCGGUGGCAGGGAAUCCGUUUGGCGAUGGGCGAUCCCCGUAUCAGUGGGCCGAGUUCGAGACGGUGGACAGCACUAACCAGCCGAAGCAGGCAGGGGCCCCACCGCCGACGCAGGUCGACCUCAGCAAGGGCGAACAGCUGUGGUAUUACCUGGGCGAGUCCUCCACCGAGUGUAGGGCACAGUAUACACACAACCCUAGCGUGGCUGUCCACAACCCGCGCGCGAAUUUCCUGGACAGCGUCAAGUCGCUCGGCGCCGUGAUGGCCCGACUGCCCCCCUCAAUCUCAUACGCCCCCCACCAUCAUCUGGCGCCUCCGCCUCACCACUAUGCCGCUGCCCCUCACCGUCCAGCCCCUCAGGCUCCUCCGACGCUCCCUCCUCACCACCUGGCUGGUGGUGGUGCCCCUCCCCCUCCUCCCCCUCUCCCUCCCACCGCCUCUAUAGUCUCUGCUGCCACCACUGCUGCUGUUGCUGCUUCUGCCGCCACCUCCGCCACGACCGCCGCCGCUGCUGCUGCUUCCCGCCGGCCUUCCCUGCUGCAGCACCCUCCUCUUGCCCCUCCUCGUCCUGCGCCCUCUUCUGCUGCUGCUCCCCCUGCUGCGAUGCCGUCUGCUUACCGAUCCCUGCCAACUCAAUCCGCCCGCCAUGCUCCCUACCCUCAGGUCACCAAGGCCCCUCAUCAUCAUCAUCUCCCCUCCGGUUCCCGUCCCCAGCCUCUCCAUCAUCAUCACCACCUCCAUCAGCAGUCCCAGCAACCACCACCGCCGACACCGCCACAACCGCAACCACAGCAGCAGCAGCAGCAGCAGCAGCAGCAGCAAACCAACAACCCGCCCCCCAACAAUUUCGCCAAUGUUCGAGAAAUCAUCGCCCGCCGUCGUCUGGUCCAGAUCACCGACCAUGCCAAUGUGUUCGCCGGCUAUACCAUUGUCAGCCCCGAGUUGGUCGUAGAGACCCUCCUGGGCCCCAUGGGCUCGGUGCCCCCGCCCAAUGGCCUCGAGAAGUUGGAACUGGCCAUGGCUCAACAACGCGUGCAACCACGGGCACCCGACGGAACAUUGCUGCCGCUGCAGCCCCUCAACAUGCGGUCGGAAGAGGUGACUCGGUUGUUGCAGAUGCUCCGCUUCUCGCUGGUGAGUCAUCGGGACCGGCUGGACGUGCUGCAGAAAAAGGAGCCGGAACACAUCAAGCAAGAGCCGGUCAAUGGCGGCCUGCCGGCCUCCAAGCUGCCUCGCAAGUACGCCUACCUCGAGCAGCAGCGGGAGCAGGUGCCGACCGUCUACCGGUCCCCGUACGACAUGCCGUCCGGCUUCACGGAGUACGCCCAGAAGUCGUAUGGCCUGACGCCGUGCGAGCCGGAACUGCCCAAGCCCUCCCUGGCCAACGACUUCUUCGCCAGCCUCUCGCCGGAGGACCAGGAGAAGAUCCUCAAGACAUGUGGCAGUUUUGUGCAACGGGCGAUCGAGCGGUCGGCCAGCCAUAGCCGGCAGAGCUCGGCAUCAAACCUCCGAUUGGCGUCGGCGCUGGCCCAGCAGACGGAGAACCCGACCAUCGACAUCACGACGGUGGAGGACAUGCACUUCCCCAACCUGGACUUCCCGCUGCACGCCGACUCGCCGUGCUCGAAUUUCAGCCGGUCGCAUCUGCGGUUCCAGUCUCCCAACGAGUUCGCCCCCCACGGGCCCGAGCCGCACCACGACCACCACGAUCUGUUCGGGGACCAGCAAGCCAACACGCGGUUCUGGCAGCAUGGACCUUGGGCCGCGGGCGACGGCAACACGCCAAACGAGGAGACGCGGCCGUUCUUCGGGCCCCACGAGCGAUUGAAGCACGACUAUGCGUCGUCGGAUAUCUCGCUGGGACGGGGCGGGCCGGGGUCGUUGCACUCGGUCGAUAUGGCCGGGUUUGGCAUGGACAACGCGGAAGACCCCCUGGGCGUGCUGAGCCCGUGA
This is a messenger RNA of Aspergillus heteromorphus CBS 117.55, 4428 nucleotides long. Its product is annotated as putative jumonji family transcription factor. NCBI's taxonomy places the organism in Eukaryota, Fungi, Ascomycota, Eurotiomycetes, Eurotiales, Aspergillaceae. Gene Ontology annotation, molecular function: histone H3K9 demethylase activity; histone H3K36 demethylase activity. The coding region runs from base 1 to 4428 and encodes 1475 amino acids. The transcript is spliced from 5 exons. The record is from RefSeq and is a predicted model, not a curated record. Gene Ontology annotation, biological process: chromatin remodeling. Gene Ontology annotation, cellular component: nucleus.